Hibiscus syriacus is the source of this 831-nucleotide messenger RNA. Its product is annotated as dof zinc finger protein DOF3.5-like. The record is from RefSeq and is a predicted model, not a curated record. The transcript has a single exon. Gene Ontology annotation, molecular function: DNA-binding transcription factor activity; DNA binding. NCBI's taxonomy places the organism in Eukaryota, Viridiplantae, Streptophyta, Magnoliopsida, Malvales, Malvaceae. Bases 1 to 831 code for a protein of 276 amino acids. Gene Ontology annotation, biological process: regulation of DNA-templated transcription.
AUGGAGAGAAGAUGGAAGCCUAGUGUGGAGAUAUCACCAAAUUGUCCAAGGUGUGGUUCUUCCAAUACCAAGUUCUGCUACUACAACAAUUACAGCUUAACACAACCAAGGUACUUCUGCAAAGGCUGUAGAAGAUAUUGGACUAAAGGAGGGUCCCUUCGGAACGUGCCGGUCGGAGGUGGCUGCCGCAAGAGCCGAAGAGGUAAGCCAUUGUUAAGGAUGCCAAUUGAUGGUGUUCCCUCCAAGAGUUUUCCGAGUGGUUUAGUUUCUCACUAUGAUAACAAAGUGAAUGCGUUAUCCGAGUCUAAUAGCUCCUCGGCGAUGUUCGAUGGCUCUCAUAUCGAUCUGGCUCUCGUUUUUGCAAACUUUUUGAACAAUAAACAACCAGAAAACAAGUCUGGUUUCGAAGUGCUAGAGUUGCCUAGCAAGUUCGAUCCAUUGCUAGAGUUCACAAACAUGGAACAAAGUCUUAAGCUACCAGAAGAGAAUUGUCUAAAUGGAGGCCUCGCUUACUCCCAUUUGACCAUAGAAAAUCAUUUGAGCAACAAUGAUCAAAUGUACUAUUCUGGAUUAGAAUCAAUUCACAAACAUCAUGAUGCAGUUCAAAAAUGUACGGGUCAUGAAACAAGUAACUGUGCAUUGCCACCAUUGCCAGGUGAUGAUUUAUCUUCUCAAGAAUUACUGUGGCUAAAUUACCAUUCCUCAGUCUAUCAUUCCUUGCAAGCAGCUCAAGAGCCAGUUUUAGGACCAGAAACUCACGACCCAAUUCUUCUGUUUGGUAAUUGGAGUCCAUUUGAUUUGUCUAGUGAUGAUACUUUCACCAGGACUUGA